AUGUCUGAUCUUGAUGAGGCUGUCAAGCGCCAUCGGACUGCAUUACUCCGUCAUCCCCCGUGCGGCAUGAUGUCUGACCUUGAUGAGGCCAUCGAGCUCCAUCAGGCUGUAUUACUCCUCCUUCCCCUCGGUCAUUCAUAUCGAUCCUCAUGUCUGAACAAUCUUGGGCUCAGCCUUCGAGACAGAUUCCUGCAGAGGGGCAUGAUGUCUGACCUCGAUGAGGCCAUCAAGCUCCAUUGCGCUGCAUUACUCCUCCAUCCCCCCGGUCAUUCAGAUUGA
Molecule: messenger RNA, 279 nt
Organism: Suillus discolor
Lineage: Eukaryota; Fungi; Basidiomycota; Agaricomycetes; Boletales; Suillaceae
Exons: 2
Coding region: 1-279 (92 amino acids)
Source: RefSeq, a predicted model, not a curated record